CAUUCCUUUGCUUCACUCUGAAAAAGUCCGAGAGAGAGAAACUGUGUUUUGUGUGUGUGUGUGUGUGUGAGAGAGAGAGAGAGAGAGAGCGCUCGGGUAGGAGGAAUAGCUUUGGGAGGUGGUCUUCAUUUCGGUUACUGCAGCAUCGGGGCAAGGCAAGUGGGGUGUGCAUAUCUUCUCAAACUCAAGUUUGCUGAUCAACUGAAGAAUGGAGGUACUUGGAAAAUCUAUGGUAGCAGUGCCUACAAAUGUUAUAUAUCUGUCGACUAUUCUUGGCCAAGAUGGCCCAAACCCUGUUCACAAAUGCGAUUGGAAAUGUGCAAAUGAACAUGUUUGUGGGAACAUGUACCGCUGCCGUCUAACUGGGCUGACACACAUUUGUGACAAAAACUGUAACCAGCGAAUAGUGUAUGAUAAUCAUAACUCUCUUUGCAGAGUUAGCAAGCAGAUUUUCCCUUUAACAUCAGCUGAAGUGCAGGCUGUGAAAGGUGUACGGAGGAAGUUUGAUGCUGAAAGUUCCCCUUCUGAUAGCUGUGCCUUUAAGCGCAGAAGGGAUGCACAUUUCCAUCCAUCACCAUUUGAGAGAUCUUUCACUGCUGUCAGUCCCAUUUGCAGUCAAGUUGGAGAUGGAAUGGACAUGAGCUAGAUAUAAUAAAUUUCCUUCCUUUCGUCUGUUUUAAAAUUUCCUGUCUUUCGGGACAGGAAUAAGAACAAUUUUAUAAUUUACAUGGCAGACCUGGUUGUCUUGCCAUUUGUAGGUGGCACUUAUAUUGGACAAUCCUAUGGACUGUAGCUCUAUGGUAACUAUUUAGGAGUAACAAUAUUAUGUCUACAAAUGUUGAUGUGCGCUCAAGUUGAUGCCACAUGAGGCUUUAACUAUAUGCAGUGCAGCUAUUUGUAUAACCUUAACUAUAUAUGGUUUUACUGUCUAGUCACUUUUAAGUAUUAUUCUUUUUCGGGUUGUCAAAUGCCUGUAUUGGCUUGCUGGACUUCUUUAGUCGCCUACUAAUUACUGUGAUUAACUUUGGGAGGUUUAUUGGAAUCCAGUCAGUGGAAAUAUAGUACUUUGUUUGCUUUCCUACAGGAACUUGCCCCAUCAGAUGAAGAACACUCUUUUCAGUGAGCUCAUUAAAGCUCACCUACUUUUAUAGCUUUAACUUCCUACUUGUUUGGCAGGUUUUGGAGGAGAGCUCUAUUUUCUUUCAUACCUGUUGCAUUAGUCUCUUCUUAAUUCACUUUUUAAAUUUGUUCAUACAUGGCAUCCUAAAAAUGGUUUUACUUUUGCAGGAACUCAAGCAUUUACUGUGAGUCGAGAUAUAGCUUGUUAUAUUGUUGAGUUAUUAUUUGUCUGAAUUCAUUAGCAGAAUCAUGAGUUUCUUACUGAGUUUGUUCUUUUCUUAUUCAGCAGAUCUGUGCUCUUCCACGAGGUCUGAAGUCUGAACAAAUAGAACCAGUUACAAACCUUGAACUCUUGAACAUGUGGAUGAUCUAACAAAAUCAAUUGGUUUUUGCUAACCACGUUAAAGUGUAACUCUAUCCUGCUUAGCAUUGUCAGUAAUAUCAUGUCUGAUAUUGGUAAAGCAAGGUCCUAUUUGGUUGAAAGGGCUUGGAGUCAGAAGUCUGGUGUUUACUCCUGCCUAUCUGUAUCUGCUUUUUCUGAUGGUGUUACCUGAAGAAGAAUCUUUAGCCAGCCAAAUCAAGGGGUGUCUGCUAAUCACAAUAAAAUGACUACCCUGCGGUUCAAUUUGCUCCUCUAUUAUUGCGAAAGAACGAUCCUAUUUGGUUGAAAGGGCUUGGAGUCAGAAGUCUGGUGUUUACUCCUGCCUAUCUGUAUCUGCUUUUUCUGAUGGUGUUACCUGAAGAAGAAUCUUUAGCCAGCCAAUUCAAGGGGUGUCUGCUAAUCACAAUAAAAUGACUACCCUGCUGUUCAAUUUGCUCCUCUAUUAUUGCGAAAGAACGAUCAUGUUUCAGGUCAUUCAGAAAGGCUACACUUGCUGAAAUCUACAAGGUGAAUGGCAGUGACCAGAAAAAGUCGGGUCUCUAGCUGCAGCGUAGCCCUAUUUCGUUUUAAGCAAUGUCAGUGGGAUUGGCUGUGGUGAAUUUUAGGAGUCAUCAUACGAGUCAAAUAUGAUUUCCACUAAAAUGUCUUCUAGGAAAAACUCGGGGAAUGCAUCUUCGUCAAUUGUGUAUGGCCAUGAAGAUCUGUUGCAACAAAGCUCCAUUGAGAGCUUCCUCUUCCACUUGGUCAGCGGCUAAGGAGGCAUGCCUCACCACCAUCUGGUGGAGUGUAUGUAUUGAAAGAAACAACAGAAUUUCUUAAGGCAAAAAUAGGAACAUACUUGGCCUUAAAAAACAUAGAUGCAUUUCUUUGUUAGUUUUUUGGUGCGAACUCAGCAUUGUACAUGAUGCAGAUGCAAUGAUUGAGAUCCGAUAGGGUGUUUGCAGUCUCUGUAAUUUCCUAUAUAGCACUGGAGUGUGAGUUUACCAUUUAUAAAACAUUUGUCAUUACUUAUAAAAAAAAUGCUUCUUUGUCAAUAUCACAGUACGUUGCUCCUUG
Messenger RNA from Nicotiana tabacum (common tobacco), 2557 nucleotides. Lineage: Eukaryota; Viridiplantae; Streptophyta; Magnoliopsida; Solanales; Solanaceae. The record is from RefSeq and is a predicted model, not a curated record.